AUGUCUUCCAACUAUACUACCACUUCCCCUUCGUCCGUUCCAAUAAUGAUUGCUCCACCAUCGAACCUCUUGCCGAAAACAUUAGGUGCGAUGCUUCUUGGGGCGCUUUUAGCUUCGAUGUUUGGAGGCAUGGUGAAUCUUCAAAGCAUGCUUUACUACCGUUCGUACAAGAAAGACCCUGCGGCAAUGAAGGUGAUGAUUUUAGCGAUUUGGGUUCUCGACAAUAUCCACACUGCCUUCAUAUGGUGCGCCGUCUGGUUCGCCGCUGUAGAGAACUAUGGCCAGCCAGCAAAGCUUGACCGCAUACCCUGGCAAGGGUACUGCAGGUUCUUACCCCUAAUCGUAAUAACGACUGCAACGAUAACUGUCCUCACCCAUGGCUUCUUUGCGCUGCGAAUCUUCCGCCUGAGCAAGAAGAACUGGUUCAUGGUCUUACCUGUCCUUACUCUCACCGUCCUCAGACUCGUCUCCGCCUCCAUUACCACCGUUAAAAUGUUUGCUUAUCCGACUUUCUCACUUUUCCGGAUCCAUGGACGUUGGAUCUUUACCCUUGGACUUGCGGUAUCGGCCGUCCUGGACGUCCUCAUCACCGGUCUUCUGGUCUUUCUCUUCCAGACAAAUCGGAAGGGUACCGAUCAGAUGAACCAUAUUUUGGAUCAGCUGAUCUUGUAUGGAGUUGAGGCUGGUUCACUGACUUGCUUGGGAACGGUUGCCUCUAUGCUAUUCUGGUUACUGGAACCCAACAACCUCAUUUUCCUGGGGAUCUACGCUGUUAUCGGGAAACUCUAUGCCAAUUCCCUCCUCGCAGCUCUCAACACCCGGAAUAGCAUCAGGCAACACCAACAAGCCUCAUCUGUCAAGGGUAGAGAAAGCCCCGCGCCGUUGCUGUAUCUUAGUCGGCCGUCUCAGCGACCGUUUACUAAUGCUUCGACCCCUUCACCAUAUCUGAAAGACGCGACACUUCGUUCCGCUACCAUCAACACGGAAACGCAGACAAAGCUGUGGUUAUGA
Mycena indigotica is the source of this 1011-nucleotide messenger RNA. RefSeq lists its product as uncharacterized. Bases 1 to 1011 code for a protein of 336 amino acids. The transcript is spliced from 21 exons. NCBI's taxonomy places the organism in Eukaryota, Fungi, Basidiomycota, Agaricomycetes, Agaricales, Mycenaceae. The record is from RefSeq and is a predicted model, not a curated record.